Fusarium redolens is the source of this 1125-nucleotide messenger RNA. RefSeq names its product glycosyl hydrolase family 61-domain-containing protein. The transcript is spliced from 2 exons. NCBI's taxonomy places the organism in Eukaryota, Fungi, Ascomycota, Sordariomycetes, Hypocreales, Nectriaceae. The coding region runs from base 1 to 1125 and encodes 374 amino acids. The record is from RefSeq and is a predicted model, not a curated record.
AUGCCUUCUUUUACCUCAAAGACUCUUCUCGCCGCCGUUGCCGGUGCCAUAGGCGUUGCUGCCCACGGUCACGUUUCCCAGAUCAACGUUGCUGGCACUGUCUACGAAGGCUACGAUGCCCCCACUGCUCCCUACUACUCGACCCCCAAGACCCUCAUCGCCUGGUCAACCACCGCUACCGACAACGGUUAUGUCGCCCCUGAUGCCUUCAGCUCUGCAGACAUCAUCUGCCACCGCGGUGCUAAGAACGCCAAGGGCCACGCCAAGGUCAAGGCCGGUGACCAGAUCUACAUCAAGUGGACCAACUGGCCCGAGAGCCACAAGGGACCUGUCAUUGAUAUGUUGGCCUCUUGCGGUUCUGCCGGCUGUGAGACCGUCGACAAGGAGACCCUCAAGUUCUUUAAGAUCGACGAGGUUGGUCUCGUCAAGGCCGAUAACCCCGGUACCUACGGCUCUGACGAGCUCAUUGCCAACGACAACGGCUGGCUCGUUCAGAUACCUGAGAACAUCAAGGCCGGUGCCUAUGUCCUCCGUCAUGAGAUCAUUGCUCUCCAUGGUGGUUUCCAGGAGGACGGUGCCCAGAACUACCCUCAGUGCUUCAACCUCGAGAUCAAGGGUUCCGGCACUGAGCAGCCCGAGGGUAUUCUUGGAACUGAGCUGUACAAGCCUGACGACAGGGGCAUCAAGUUCGACAUCUACAGCAACCCUACCAGCUAUCCUAUCCCCGGCCCUGCUCUGAUCAAGGGUGCUGUUGAGGUCACGCAGGGCAAGCUCGCUGAGAAGUCCCAGGGUACUCCCACCACUGACUACGAUUCCGGUUCUGACUCUGGCUCCGACUCUGGCUCUGCCGCUCCCGCUACUCCCUCUAAGACUGAGGCUCCCGUUGCUGGUACCUCCGUUGCUGCUCCCGUUGCGACUUCCUCUGCCGCCCAGGAGCCUUCCACUCCUGUCCAGACUUCUGCCCCUGCUGCCCCUAAACCCACCAAGACUGGCUGCAAGUCUAAGCGCAGCAGCAAGAAGGCUCGCCAGACCAUCCGGCGCAUCGCCAAAGAUGACAGAGAUCUCCUCAAGCGUACGGCCACGAGUCUUGGGAUAGAGAAAGAAGAUUACAAGGCCAUAAGAUAA